Messenger RNA from Lathyrus sativus (Indian pea), 270 nucleotides. The record is from the annotation of a GenBank genome assembly. NCBI's taxonomy places the organism in Eukaryota, Viridiplantae, Streptophyta, Magnoliopsida, Fabales, Fabaceae.
AUGAUAGAGGAAUUUGGUCCUCGACCACCACAUAAAUGGUUAACUCUACUAGAUAUGGGUUACGUGAUAGCGAAUCGUUAUAAUGUUUCACCAAAUGUAUCAAUUUACUGCAUUGGUUUUAUAAACAGAAAUCAUUGGGUUCAAGUAAGCAUGAAAGAAGGGUUUCCAUUGCCACCAGUGACAGUAGAUUGGAAGAAGUUUCGUUCUCCAGGACGUCUACAACAUUGGCAACAACUUACGCCUAUAUUACCAACGCAUUAUGAAUUAUAA